UCUAAAUCCAAGGUUCAGGCGUGCUUCGUAGCUGAACUAGUAAAUGGGACGUAAUCAAGUGUCUUUGAGGAUAGCAUCCCUUGAUUCUUCUUUCAGGCAUAAAGACAGAUCCCUUCGACUUGGGAAUGCCGACCGUAAUCUCCUCUGCCCUAACUAACUUCCGUCACCAGUUGUUUUCGCCAUGGAUUACACCUCGCCACCAUCCGAAGAAUCUCGACAGAAAUUCAAGUCUACAAUCUUGACGAUGCUCCGCAGCGCCAUCAAGGUUGAGCUUUCAACUAUCCCUCUGUAUCUUUACUCAAUAUACAGCAUCAUCAAAGACGAUGGGAAAGGCGGAACCCAGGCGAGGGCGAAGAUUUCAGUUGUUGUUCACCAGGAGAUGUUACACCUGGCACUUGCCGGAAAUCUCCUUACAUCAAUCGAUUCCGGGCCCCAUCUUUAUUCUGCUGCAUCCCUGCCGACCUAUGGCGGUCCAGACGAUGUCAUUCUUUAUUCGAAAAUUCCACUCAGACUUGAACGUUGCGAAAAAAGCAAUCUCGAAUGCUUUUUGAGGAUCGAGGCUCCUUACCUGGCACCGUCAAAACUCACUGCCGAGGAAGAGAGCGCUAAUACCGGUGUUCAUGAUCGUGUUCAUCCAGUUCUGGGUGCCCUCGACAAGUUCAACAGCAUUGGAGAGUUCUAUUCAGAGCUUGAAGACAUGAUCAAAAAGUCCGCAGAAUAUAUUACUUUCAAGAAUAAAGACCUCCAGUUUUCUCCAACGGAUUUUUUCUCCGACAAGAUGACUCAAGUGACCGACCAAAAGUCUGCGCACCAUGCCUUGAAGAUUAUUAUCGAUCAAGGUGAAGGUAGUGUUGGGGUCGAAGAAGCACAUUACCAGAUGUUCCUCGAACUCUACAUGAAACGCACCGAGUGGACAUGCCAGCCUGUACCGAACUCGCCAAAGACCGAGACAUACAAAGAGAACAAGCUCGUGUACGAGCUGGCGCUUGCAUUCAAUGCAUCGUACUGCUACUUGCUGGUGACGAUCCAGAAGACGUGGCAAGUCAGUGAUCUUCUCUUUCGGCGGGGCCUUAUCGGAAACAUCCAUUCGAUCAUGAUCGACGUCAUGACACCCCUGGCCGAGUUCAUGGUCAAUGAACCCUUCCAGGAUGGGAAAGCUGCACCCCCGUUCGAGUUUUACGAUGUGCAAGCCGAAGAUCCGAGCAAAGUUGAUGAGGCAGCACGAAAACUGUGGGCAGCGAUCCAACUUCAUCUUGGAAAUGCGAUCAAUGAAGUUCAGGAUGCGGAGAAGAAGGAGGUAUUGAAUGUCAUCAAAUUUUCCGCAGAACGCAUCAUGUGGCCUAUGCCUAGACUGGGUCAUUCCUCCGUCUAGCGACUAGUAGAAUACG
Messenger RNA from Suillus clintonianus, 1388 nucleotides. RefSeq names its product ferritin-like-domain-containing protein. The record is from RefSeq and is a predicted model, not a curated record. Lineage: Eukaryota; Fungi; Basidiomycota; Agaricomycetes; Boletales; Suillaceae. The coding region runs from base 182 to 1372 and encodes 396 amino acids. The transcript has 6 exons.